Molecule: messenger RNA, 2037 nt
Organism: Brachypodium distachyon (stiff brome)
Lineage: Eukaryota; Viridiplantae; Streptophyta; Magnoliopsida; Poales; Poaceae
Product: protein NRT1/ PTR FAMILY 1.2
Exons: 3
Coding region: 77-1837 (586 amino acids)
Biological process (GO): transmembrane transport; oligopeptide transport
Cellular component (GO): plasma membrane
Molecular function (GO): transmembrane transporter activity
Source: RefSeq, a predicted model, not a curated record
UCGGCAUCUCCUCUAGGAAGGCCCAGUCUCUGCUCUGUCCGUCGUUUCUAUCUGGACUAGGAUUCUAGCUAGCUACAUGGAGGUCUCGGGUAUGGAGAAAGCCCUCCCGGUCCCGGAGGGAAGGAAGAAGGGUGGCCUUCGAACCAUACCGUUCAUCAUCUCGAACGAGAUCUUCGAGAAGGUGGCCACGUUCGGGCUGCAGGCCAACAUGAUCCUGUACCUGACCAAGCGGUACCACCUGACGGCGGCCACCAGCACCAUCGUGCUCUACAACUGGAGCGCCGUCAGCAACUUCCUGCCCAUCUCCGGCGCCGUGCUCGCCGACGCUUACCUCGGCCGUUUCCGGGUCAUCGCCAUCGGAUCCGUCGUCAGCCUCAUGGGGAUGUGCGUGCUGCUGACGACGGCGAUUCUGCCGGUGUUCAAGACGAGCCCAGAGUGCUCGGCGCACCCGCGGGAGUGCACGCGGCUGCCGUGCCAGCUGCCGCUGCUCUUCACGUCGUUCCUGCUUAUGUCGCUCGGCUCGGGCGGCAUCCGGCCGUGCACGCUGGCGUUCGGGGCGGACCAGCUGGACACGCGGGACAACAGCGCCAAGAACGUCCGGACGCUGCAGACCUUCUUCAACUGGUACUACACCGUGCUGGGGCUCUCCAUCGUCUUCGCCUCGCUCGUCAUCGUCUACAUCCAGGAGACCAAAGGGUGGGUCAUCGGCUUCGCGGUGCCCGUCGUGCUCAUGCUCGUCGCCCUCUCGCUCUUCCUCCUCGGCUCCUCCUUCUACCUCAGGGCGGAUGCCGACAGGAGCGUCAUCCUGGGGAUCGUGCAGGUGCUCGUCGUCAGCUACAAGAACCGGCACGACCCGUUGCCCGCCGAGGCCGCCGACGCCUCGUGCUUCCACAACAAGCCUGGGGUCCGGCCCAGGGCGCCCACCAACAGGCUGAGGUACUUGAACCGGGCGUGCGUGCUGAGGAACCCAAGCAAGCUGACCAACGGCGUUGACGACGGGGCGGCGUGCGGCGACGACCCGUGGACGGUGUGCACGGUGCAGCAGGUGGAGGACGCCAAGGCAGUCAUCCGGGUGCUGCCGAUAUGGUCCACGGCGAUCGUGCCCGGCGUGCUCGUGGGGCAGCAGAUGUUCCCGGUGCUGCAGGCCAGCAACAUGGAGCGGCGGAUGGGCGGCCUGGAGAUCCCGGCGGCCUCCUUCGGCGUCUUCAGCAUCGUCACGCUCACCGUGUGGGUGGCCGUGUACGACCGCGUGCUCGUCGGGCCCUUGUCGCGGCUCACGGGCCGCGCGCGCGGGCUCAGCCUGCGGCAGCGCAUGGGGCUCGGCCUGAUAAUCUUCGCCGUGGCCAUGGGCGUGGCCGCGCGCACCGAGACGCUGCGGCGCGCCGCGGCCAUAGCCGAGGGGCUCCGCGACGUGGACCCGCAGACGACGGGGCGCACGGUGCGCAUGUCGGCCAUGCGGCUCGUGCCGCAGCACUGCCUCAUGGGCCUCGCCGAGGCGCUCAACCUCAUCGGCCAGAUCGAGUUCUACUACUCCGAGUUCCCCAAGACCAUGUCCAGCAUCGGGGUGUCGCUGCUGGCGCUCGGCAUGGGUUGCGGCGCCUUGCUGGGGAGCGCCAUCGUGGGGAUCAUCAGCAGAGCCACGGGCGCGGACGGCCGGGACAGCUGGGUCUCCAGCAACCUCAACAGGGGCCACUAUGACUAUUACUACAUGGUUCUUGCGGGGCUCUCCGUGGCCAACUUCGUGUACUUCGUCUGGUGCGGCUGGACGUACGGGGAGGAGGGGCAGAACAGAGUGAUGGCGACCGAGGACGAGGAGGAGGAUGUGCAGAAAUGGUAGGGAAAGGCAUCAUUGGCGAGUGGCGUGGUCGUUUCGGUUGAGAUGGCGCCUUUCGCUCUUGCGAAUUCCUGAAUUGUUGGUAUGGAUGUGCUUGUGUAAAAAUGGGGGAUGCAACCAAUCUGUAUCAUCAUUCUCUGUGGCUCCUAGAGAUCCCUGACCUGCAACGUGCUUACAUGCAUCUCACUUGCAUUUUCGUGUUU